Cavia porcellus (domestic guinea pig) is the source of this 1239-nucleotide messenger RNA. Its product is annotated as basic proline-rich protein-like. The record is from RefSeq and is a predicted model, not a curated record. The transcript has a single exon. The annotation marks the transcript as partial. Lineage: Eukaryota; Metazoa; Chordata; Mammalia; Rodentia; Caviidae.
CCAUCACCACCAUCACCAUCACCACCACCAUCACCACCACCACCACCAUCACCAUCACCACCAUCACCAUCACCACCAUCAUCACCACUUCCAUCAUCAUCAUCACCACCAACACCACCAUCACCACCAUCACCACCAUCACCACCAUCACCACCAUCACCAUCACCACCAUCACCACCAUCAUCACCACCACCAUCACCACCACCAUCACCAUCACCAUCACCACCACCAUCACCAUCACCACCAUCAUCACCAUCACCACCACCAUCAUCACCAUCACCACCAUCACCACCACCACCAUCACCAUCACCACCACCAUCAUCAUUACCACCAUCACCACCACCAUCACCAUCACCAUCACCACCACCAUCACCAUCACCAUCACCACCACCAUCACCAUCACCACCAUCAUCACCACCUCCAUUACCAUCAUCACCACCAACACCACCAUCACCACCAUCACCACCAUCACCAUCACCACCACCACCACCGCCAUCACCACCAUCACCACCACCACCAUCACCACCAUCACCACCACCACCACCAUCACCAUCACCACCACCACCACCACCAUCACCACCACCAUCAUCAUUACCACCAUCACCACCACCAUCACCAUCACCACCAUCACCAUCACCACCACCACCACCACCAUCACCACCACCACCACCACCACCACCAUCACCACCACCAUCACCACCACCACCACCAUCACCAUCACCACCACCACCACCGCCAUCACCACCAUCACCACCACCACCAUCACCACCAUCACCACCACCACCACCAUCACCAUCACCACCACCACCACCACCAUCACCACCACCAUCAUCAUUACCACCAUCACCACCACCAUCACCAUCACCACCAUCACCAUCACCACCACCACCACCACCAUCACCACCACCACCAUCACCAUCACCACCACCAUCACCACCACCAUCACCACCAUCACCACCACCACCACCACCAUCACCACCACCACCACCACCACCAUCACCACCACCAUCACCACCAUCACCACCAUCACCACCACCACCAUCACCACCAUCACCACCACCACCACCAUCACCAUCACCACCACCACCACCGCCAUCACCACCAUCACCACCAUCACCACCACCACCAUCACCACCAUCACCACCAUCACCACCGCCAUCACCACCAUCACCACCAUCACCACCACCACCACCAUCACCAUCAUCAUCACCACCUCCAUCACCACCAUCACCACCAUCA